AUGGCCGAGGCACUGGCAGCAGCUUUCACGGAUAAUCUCUUGACAUGUAGCAUCUGUCUGGGAGAGUAUGAAGACCCCCGCGUGCUGCCUUGCUACCAUACAUUUUGCUAUGGUUGCAUAUGUGACCAUGUUAAGAGAACUAGUUCUCCAAAUAGAACAUUUCUAUGCCCUGUUUGCCGGGAAAAAAUCCAGUUUCCAGCUGGUGGACUUAGUCAUCUGAAAAAGAACUUUGUCUUUAGCAAAGCCAAGGACAUCAUUACCCAGCAACAAGCAUAUACAGGGACAAUAGACAGUGAACAGACCAAUGUAGCAGCAGUGACACAAGCCACUGCAGAAAUGACCAUCAAUUGUGAGAAACAUCCUGAUAAUAAGCUAAAAUAUUACUGUGAAGAUGAUGAUACCGUUGUAUGUGGUGACUGUGCAUCAACAGAACACUACAGACAUGGUAUUGUGCCAGUUGAAAAACUUGCAAAUGCCAAUCGAAAUAAAGUUAAAACUGCCCUUGUGAAAAUUUUGCCAAAACUAAACAUGUUCGAAGAUGCAGUGGCAAAGGAAACAGCCACUGAAAGAGAAGAAUCAAGACUCAUGACAGCGUCCAUCCACAAAAUCAAAGAACAGGCUCUGACAGAGAGACUGUUAGCAAUGGAGAAAAUACCAGUCCCAACUCCAGACACACCAGCACAGAUAUCCUACACCCCUGGUGAGAUAUCUGCUGCUGGGCUGGAAGCCAUGUUAGGUCAGACUGGUCACCUGUAUAUAACAUCACGGGGUGACAAAUGUGUCCAUGUGUACUCCACCAGGGGUCAGCACCUAACAACCAUGGGUUGUGGUAGACUUGAGAUGCCAAGUGGUGUCACACUGAACAGACAAGGUCAUGUGAUGGUUUGUGACAGUUCAAACAAAUCCAUCUUCACAUUCCACGCAUACAGUGGACAGCUUCUGAACACUAUUCCACUUAGUAUGUGUGAAGACCCCAUUUAUAUCACAGUGAACAGUGUGAAUGAUAACAUUGUGAUAUCAGACUGGGGCAGUAACUCUGUACAUGUGCUGUCACCUACAGGUAACCAGCUGUACCAGUAUGGCACAUAUGGCAGUGGCGAUGGUCAGCUGGGUUAUCCACAUGGGGUGUGCACAGACAGCUAUGGUCACAUCUUCAUUGCUGCCUAUUAUAACCACAAGAUAGUGGCACUGAGUCCACAGGGACAGUUCAUCACAAACAUUGCCACUGCGGAAGAUGGGUUAUGGUGUCCCAUGACAGUACCCAUCAACCCUGCUGGCCAGCUGGUGGUGACAGAUGAAGCUGGUGAAGUUAGGACAUUCCAGUACUUACGAUAA
This is a messenger RNA of Lingula anatina, 1335 nucleotides long. Its product is annotated as tripartite motif-containing protein 3-like. The record is from RefSeq and is a predicted model, not a curated record. NCBI's taxonomy places the organism in Eukaryota, Metazoa, Brachiopoda, Lingulata, Lingulida, Lingulidae.